Messenger RNA from Rhagoletis pomonella (apple maggot), 1593 nucleotides. RefSeq names its product protein spaetzle 5-like. Gene Ontology annotation, biological process: central nervous system formation; innate immune response; regulation of Toll signaling pathway. Lineage: Eukaryota; Metazoa; Arthropoda; Insecta; Diptera; Tephritidae. Gene Ontology annotation, cellular component: extracellular region. The transcript is spliced from 7 exons. The record is from RefSeq and is a predicted model, not a curated record. Gene Ontology annotation, molecular function: growth factor activity; Toll binding. The coding region runs from base 1 to 1254 and encodes 417 amino acids.
AUGACAACAAAACAACAGGCAUGGACACUCCGAACACACCACAAAGUACCACCAGGACAAAAAUCACCGACUUUUACCUACCUGCAGAUACUAGUUUAUACAACAUCUGCGCACAGUGUACCGUCUUGCGGCUUAUAUGGAGCGCCACCAUGUCAAUUCGUACCAGCACCGCCGGGACAAACGCCAUCUUGUGCUCGACCGGGCCGAACCUACUGCGAACACGUGGACAAUUAUCCAACUUACCUCAUCAAACAUCUCGUUCACAAAUGGGGUUAUGAGGCCAAAAACUUGCUCAUCGAUGAGUCUUGGGAUGAAUUCACGGCACUGACGUGGCACGAAACGCCCGUCUUCUACGAUCCAGCUUUUAUCUUCUCAAGUCAUCGACCGUAUAAUGGCGGCGGCAAUGCAGGACUUGGUAGCGGUGAGGACUUUAAUGGAUACAAGUACGGUACUCCAGGUGGUAGUGGUGCGAAUAGUGGGCGAAAUACUGGCAGAGCCGGAGCAGGUGCUUCCAGCAAUACUGAAAAUACAUUCAUCAUAACAAAAUCGCAAACUACAGAAACUCCUACAUUUCUGUUUUACACUUCCGCUGGCCAACGGCUCAAUAAAAAUCAAGUGAACAGCUUUAAUCUAGGCAGCAGCAGCGGAGCGCCCGGCAGCGCGAACAAAGUUUCGUCAAAUAGCCCAGCGUUUUGGCUAAAACGCAUUUCACGCAACGUUGACGGUAUGGUGGGCGUAGAAGUGGGCGGGAAUUUUACCGCAGCGUUGUCAUCAUUCGAACUAGAAGGGGUACCAGACACCGUUAACCGUACGAAACGCAGCAUUACUUCAUCAUCUCAAACUAGUUCAUCCUCAUCGAAACUGUCUCGCGACGUUUCACUCAAUAUGGAUCUCUUGGACAUCGUCGGUGCCGACAAAGGCGCCAAAACGCGAACUAAACGACAAAGCCCCGGUAGGGAAACGCUCUGUAAAACCACCUCACAAUUUAUUACACCUCAAGCGGCCCUCAAUAAUAAAGGGAACUGGAUGUUUGUGGUAAAUGAGCCAAGCACAGCGCGUCAAAUGGUGAAGGCAGAAUUAUGCGCCUCAAACACCUGCUCGAAUCUGUGCCAAUUGCCCAAUGGUUAUAACUCCAGAUGCGAACAGAAAUACGUGCAGAAACGGCUUAUUGCACUGCAGGCCAACGGUCAGAAUCUAUACACAGACUCAUUUUGGUUUCCGAGCUGUUGCGUUUGCACGAUAGCUGCAAAUUGAGCGAAGUGUGUCGAUGGAUGCAGCGGGUGGUUAGCGGUUGACUGGCGGCGGAACGGUAAAAAGCAAUGUAUUUAAAGCGUAAAUUUAUUUGCAUUCAUUUAACUCAUUGUUAUCGAGACUUUAAAGUAAUUUAUAUUGAAUUUAUAAGCAAAACCAGAUGUAUGAAAAAUCCACACUACAUAUGCAUGUAGCAUAAAAUGUUUUUUAUUAAAAAAAUUUGCAAAAUCUUAUCGCAAAGCGAAAUAAUGAGUAUAUAUGUCAUAUAACAAACACAUGUGUGCUCGAAAUGGUUUUUAUAUGGAGGAAAAUGGACAAGACCGUAAAUUAUAAAAUUAUUAA